This is a messenger RNA of Pelobates cultripes (western spadefoot toad), 629 nucleotides long. The record is from the annotation of a GenBank genome assembly. NCBI's taxonomy places the organism in Eukaryota, Metazoa, Chordata, Amphibia, Anura, Pelobatidae.
AUGGAGUACAGGUUGAGGAGACAGAAUGUCCUCUUCCGGGGUAUUCUCGAUGAUGUGUCCCACGACGCACUUCCAGCCUACAUUCUCUCCAUAUGCAAGGCCUUGUUUCCAGGCCUACCAGACUCAGCAUGGGUGUUUGAUCGCAUAAUAGGCUUCCACACCCAGCUCGCUUCACAGGUGAUGUUCCUAAAAAUGUCAUAGUCAAAUUUCACUACUUUGCACACAAGGACACACUACUGGCAGCAGCCAGAAAGUCCCCCACAUUACCAGAUCCCCAUCAAUGCAUAGCUUUAUUUGUGGAUCUGUCAGCAGCCACAAUGGCGAAACGCAAAGAAUUUAUAACUAUCACGACGACAUUACGUACGGAUAAUGUGCCCUACAGAUGGGGUUACCCAACUAAGCUAUUACUCUGGAGACAAGGCAAGACGCACGUAGUGAAUGAUCCAGCAGAUGGCAUGAAAUUACUCACUGAAUGGGCUAUGUGGAAUAUUGCCAAAGCCCAGCAAGAAGAACCUACAACGUCUGCACCAAGACUGAUUCAGGCAGAAUGGCAAAUGGUGGGAACACCUGCAAAGAAGACAUCUGUGGGUGCUAUACUCUCUUCAACAAAGCCGCGAUGGUCACAUUGA